Molecule: messenger RNA, 1086 nt
Organism: Entrophospora candida
Lineage: Eukaryota; Fungi; Glomeromycota; Glomeromycetes; Entrophosporales; Entrophosporaceae
Source: the annotation of a GenBank genome assembly
AUGUUUUUUACUAAUACCAAAAAAUUUAAAUUUGAAGACAUUCCGGAUUUAACUGGCAAAGUUGCGGUGGUAACUGGUGGCAACACUGGUAUUGGGUAUGUCACAUGUAGAGAGCUAGCGAGGAAAAAUGCUCAUGUAUUUGUUCUAAGUCGUAGUAUCGAAAGAGGUACAGCAGCUGUCAAAAAGAUUAAACAAGAAACAGGAAAUCAAAACGUAGAGUUUUUACAAUUAGAUCUACAAAGUUUAAAAUCUGUUAAAGAAUGCACUGAAUCUUUUUUGGCUCGAAAGUUACCUUUACAUAUCUUGAUCAAUAAUGCUGACCAAUUUGGAACCAAUCAUGUUGGGCAUUUUUAUCUUACAAAAUUACUUUUACCAACAAUUGAAGCAUCAGCUCCAUCAAGAAUAGUUAAUGGUGGAAUAGAAUUUGAUAAAAUAAAUGAUCCAGAUGCUCAAGCACCAAUAGAACGUUAUAGAGUAUCAAAACUUUCAAAUAUUUUAUUUACAGUUGAAUUAAAUAAAAGACUUGAAGGAAAACAAGUUUAUGCCAAUUCUUUACAUCCAGGAGUCAUAAAUACUGAAUUGUCAAGAGGUAUUAUAGAUAAUUGGGGUAUAUGGGUAGUUCCACUUGUUAAACUUUUGAGUUUUGUAUUACUUACACCUGAUGAUGGAGCAUUAACCUCGUUAUAUUGUGCAACAAGUCCCGAGAUUGAAGAGAAGAACUUGCAUGGAAAAUUUUUUGUUCCAUUUGGCGUAGAAUCUCCACCAAACGAUAAUGGCAAAGAUGAAGAACUGGCAAAAAAAUUAUGGAAAUUUACUGAUGAUCUAGUUGUGGUGGCAACUGGUGGCAACAUGGGUGUGACAGCAGCUGUUGAAAAAAUUAAACAAGAAACAGGAAAUCAAAACGUUGAUUUUUUACAAUUAGAUCUACAAAGUUUCAAAUCUGUUAAAGAGUGCGUUGAAUCUUUUUUGGUUCGAAAGUUACCUUUACAUAUCAUGAUAAAUAAUGCUGGUAUAAUGGCAACUAAGUUUUCUUUAACUGUUGAUGGAAUUCAAGACCAAUUUGGAACCAAUCAUGUUGGGCAUUUU